GUUAUUUGGACGCUUUAUGAUAAGUCUCAAUAGCCUUUGCAACCUUGAACCUUCCUUGGAAUCCUGUUUGACUCUGAGGUUAAGAACAUCCAAAGACUAAAGUUAUCGUUGCCACUUGUAUUAUUUCACCCGAACAUUAGCCAUUGACAAGUAUGUGCUGUAUAGCGAAAGUCACUGAGCAACCCACCAGCCAGAAAGGGCAAAGACAAAUCUAUCUACAGCUUCACCCCUAGAAUGCAUGCAAAUUGACUUGGCAACGAUCAGAACAUUUGAGGGAUAUCCUGGCGGGUCUCUGAGGCUGAAAUAUAACUCACUGACAUAUUGGGAACCUAGUCCAACCAAAUCAGACACAGCCUCCCAACACACGCAAGCAACAACAAGUCCACCCAACAUCUGUGAAUGGCUGAUGGCUGAUGGCUGAUGGCCGGCCCAUGGACACGACCCUCUUGACACUCCUUUGACUCCGCACCCUCUGCAAUGUAGAGGGGCCGUCUAGCCAGAUCACUGACUCUUCUCCACCACAUAAUCGCCAUAUGUAUGUCUGUGAAUGAAGCCAACGACCACAUUCGGCAGAAACGAUCGCUUGAUACAAGAACACACCAAAACACAAUAAUCUUCUAGCACGCAGCCAGAAAGAUAUUGUUGACGAGCUCUCUUUUGAUUUUUUUCAAAUUUAUACUACGAGUAUCACCAACAGCCACCACCAUCAAGUAUCAACUUGCUCCAGGGCCCUAUCCCUUUGAGCAAGACCUCACUCUGCUCGUCUCCUUAUCAUUCCCUCGGCCAUGUCUCCUCUUGGCUUCGUCGAAGCCAGCUCACUCUCUGAUAUUACAGAACUGGCUUCCAACCCCCCAAAGUACCCCAGAAACCCAACAGAGCAGAAACGAGAACCCCUAACCCUCUAUCUUGCGCGGGUACCUGGUACGCGAGGUAGGUCACGUUUAUUUACACAACAUUUUUCUCCACAGGUACUGAAUGUGUUUCCAGAUAUUAUCCUUUCAACACUCAAGCCGCAACUCAAAAACGUCACUGCUCAUGAUGUUGCGAGCUCAUUAUACUAUCUUCACCUAAACUCGGAAGACGAUUUGAAACUACGGGAGGAAGAAGAAGCAAAUAUAACAGAGCAUGAGGACAAUCGUCGACCUAGCGUGGACACAAUUAAAUCAUUGACACGAAAGCCCCUUCCAGAAUCAGCACGAGCUUCGCUUGACAUACCGCGUCAAGUGGAAAACUCAGCAGGAACUUCCGGGUUAUAUUCAACACAGCUUCUCGGUAAAAGUCCGAGCCUGCGGUCUAUUUCAAGAAAACCCUUGGCACCACGCUCGCCUGUUACCUCACCUGUUACAGGCUCCUUUCCUGGAAGCAAACCGUUACCCGGAAUCGAAAAUGAAGCUCAGCGACCGCUACAAGAGGGAACCAGCAUUCCGAGAGCGAGCACCGAGACAACGAGAGGCUCUACACCCGAACCAUUUGGAUAUAAUUAUGACAAACCGUUGUCAAAAUUCUCAAAUUCAUUUUCAAUAACAAUCAUCCGGCGGGAUCCGAUUUCUGGUGCUCAAUGGAAUAUAGGCACUGUCUCUGGCAAUCCCACUACUGAUGCUGGCCGCAAUGAAAAUGGAACAGCAUCACCACAGAAAUCUAAGAAGCCUUAUUUUGACAUGUCAGUCCACCUUACAGCGCCUGGUUAUACGAAGUUCCGAAACGCCCCCUUAGCCAAUCAUCUUGCAGGCAACCAUUCACAAAAUCAUGAAAGCCAUCAAGGAGCAUCUAUUGCCUCGAGCUUUGAUCGUAAAAUUACUAUGGAAGGGUCCAGCUUUUGGCAUUCGAGACAACAUAAGAAAAAUGGCUCCGAAGGCGUUGCCGCACACGGUAGAGAUUACGGUAGCAGUUCCACUGAUAAUGACAAUGAAGGGGAAACAUUAUCUCCAGAAAGGUCAUCAACCAAAGGAUACAUUUUCAUCAGUCCUUGGGGAGGACGUUGCAAGUUUUCCACGGGUGGAGGAGGAAGAUCCUUGAAAUGCAAGCAUACCUUACCGAAAACUACACACAGUGCCUCGGACUCGAUGGCCGCACCACAAGCUUCUGCGGCUGUGAGUGAGCUACGCUUCAAUCUACCUUCAUCCGACAUAUUCGCUUCUUUUACACAAAAUUUGAAAGAUGGCGCAAAUCCUAAACACCCCAAACACUUUUCAAUACCGAAAUUUGGCCAUACUCGAAAUAAGUCCUCUUCUGAUACUUCGGGGGUCGGUGCUUCGUAUGGUUCACAGUCAGCCUCUGCAUCAAGUCCGAACGACGCAGAAAAUCGUCCACCUUUACCACCUCGACCAAACUACUCGUCCCACGCAGCCGAUCUGAGUGAUGACGAGUAUGAUGAUAGGUUAGGCAUCAGUCUCGGUCAAGAAAAAGCCGGAGGUGGCAAUCGAGGGAAACGGGCAAAACUCGGGAAGCUCAUUGUAUAUGAUGAAGGAUUUAAGAUGUUAGAUCUUGUUGUCGCCUCGAAUAUGGGAAUUUGGUGGAGUGUUUGGGAAUCUGAUUUCAGAUGAGAAUUCCAAUGAGAUUUCAUGCAUCUGAUUGUUUCGUACCAUUCAGAUCCUCGCAUACGAUAGCAUAUCUACACAAUCUUACGAGUCACGAUUCAUUGUCAUAUUGUUGAAGCGACCCACUUAAGAAGGCCUUAAGACAUGUCAGUUGCUAUUUUGUACUGGUAUCUUUCAGUUUUUCCACUUUGUUAAGCGAGUUUUUCACACCGAGACAAUUUGAUGUUUCCCAAGAUAUUAGAUCAAGAUCUAGAUUUUUUUCCUGCAAAUGUUGCAUAACAUACGUAUGUUCAUUUUGUGUUCAAUAGUGUAGUACGUGUAACAAAUCCUGAUUUCUCCCUUUCACGCGUUCAUAUCGGCCGUUUGUUACAAUACCGGGUUCGUCUACCUUACAUAGCCUCAGGUCCACGUUGUAGCCUUCUGUGGCGGUGGGGAUCAGGAAUUCCCUCGUCGCCGAUCAAUACUCGAAGGGCUCUGCCUCGCAUCCAGGCAUGGUCAAAUGGGGACUUGAAAUUUUUGGCAUCCCGAUAGCAUUGUAACUUGGAACACGAUAUUGUUGAUCUUUGUGAUCGAGUGUCGGCGUGUGGUAGCCCGGAGAAUUUUGACGUAUAUCAGGUGAUGUUUAUAUCGUCGUAGUUGUUUUUUUGAUGGGCGCGUGUUGCUAACCAGCUGAAAGUUUUCCUCCGAAG
Hymenoscyphus albidus is the source of this 3226-nucleotide messenger RNA. The record is from the annotation of a GenBank genome assembly. NCBI's taxonomy places the organism in Eukaryota, Fungi, Ascomycota, Leotiomycetes, Helotiales, Helotiaceae.